Molecule: messenger RNA, 3092 nt
Organism: Lytechinus pictus (painted urchin)
Lineage: Eukaryota; Metazoa; Echinodermata; Echinoidea; Temnopleuroida; Toxopneustidae
Product: phospholipid scramblase 1-like
Exons: 6
Coding region: 20-532 (170 amino acids)
Biological process (GO): plasma membrane phospholipid scrambling
Cellular component (GO): plasma membrane
Molecular function (GO): phospholipid scramblase activity
Source: RefSeq, a predicted model, not a curated record
CUAUUUAGAGUCUGAUUGUAUGCACCGUAUAUGCUGUGGUCCGCAUCGUGGAUUUGUCUUACAUAUAGUCGACAAUGCUCAACAGGAGGUGAUGAGGAUUGUGCGUAAUUUCAAGUGUUGCGCAGGGUGCUGCUGGUGUGCUGAUUGUGCCGACUGUGGUUUUGAAAUCCAGGUGGAAGCACCACCAGGCAACAUCGUAGGAUAUGCCAAGCAAAGACAAUAUUUCUGGAUGCCUGAACUCGAUGUGCAGAACGCUGAGAAGGAAACCAUCCUGAAGAUCCGUGGUCCAUGCUGUCUCUUCUGCACCAUGGAAGACAUCGACUAUAAGGUCAUGACCCCUGACCUGACGAGUGAGGUCGGGAAGAUCACCAAGCAGUGGGGAGGAUGCUUCAGAGAAUGUAUUACAAAGGCUGACAACUUCUCUAUCACAUUUCCUCAGGAUCUAGAUGUGAAAGCCAAAGCAACUUUGAUGGCAACAAAUAUUCUUAUUGAAUUCAUGAUAUACGAGCAGCAGAAGAACAAUAAUAACUAAGAUGUCUCGCUGUGUCUGAGGUCUGCAGGAGCAGUGGUUAGGAGGUGGUCAGUUAUCACGCAUAGGAAUAGAUUUCACCACAAAAACUUUCACAAAACUGCCUCAAAAUGAUACAUAAUCUUUCACAGUGUGUUGCAAUGACAUUGACAAAUUUUGUAGUUGGGCACGAUUCAAUUUUUUCGAAUUAAUGAGUUCACUAGUUAACAUGAAACUGUAGCAGUGAUUUUCUGUUUAAGGUUCCAUCAGUAGUCUAUUUCAAAAAAUUGUUUUGUAUGUGACAAUAGUUGCUGCAAUUAGAUCCGUACCAUUGAUAUAUAUAUUUUUUAAUUUAUACAGUGAUAUUGGGUGAAUUUACAUGUAUCGUCUCACUAUAGAUGUUUCUAUUACAAGAGUUGUAUCCCUAUUUAGCUGAUUAUUUUGUGUUUGUAAACAAUUCUGGCAAACCUCUGCCAUAGUAGUCUCAAAUACCUUGGUAACUUACUUAUACAAUUAGACAUUCCUAUUCCCAAAGCACAGUAUUACCAUGUAGUGAUAUUCACCAUUUUCACUGUUUUGCAGUUAUGCAAAUAUUGUUUGCCAUUCAAUUAAUGCAUCAGGGGAGUCUUUCAUUUGAGUCUUUUCAGGUAAAAUGAAAAAUAAACCCUUUGUUUUCAUCUCAAAUACCCCUCCCCCCCCCCCCUCCCCCACCCCUCGCUCUAUUCAGAGUACAUGAUUUUUUUUGGACAGCUGUAUGAAAAUGCUAAUAUUACUGACAUAUGUAUAUAUUUAUUUGUAUAUUGCUUACUGCACUUUGUUUCAAAUUACCAGAUACAUUAACACGAUAUAAUUGAAAGAAAUAAAGUAACAGCCUAUUAUUGUUUCUUAUGUAAAAUCUGAACAUUUCAUUCUCGUGCAGUAUGAUAUAUUCUGUGCAAUGAUAUAAUGUGUUGUUUUAAAGAGUGGGGGUUUCAUGAUAGUUAUUGCUGAUUUCUCAGAGGCUGUUUUUGUAUUAUGUGAGUUCAAGUUGUUUGAGUUCUCAUGAGUCAUUCUACUGAUAUGUGAAGAGAUCGAUAUUCGGAACCAAGUUAUUUGUUAAUCAAUCCUAUAGAAGUGAAUAAUUGAGAAGAUGUUGAUAAACCACAUAUUAAAAGACAUGGAUAUGUACUGAAAAAGAUAUGGAGAUAUAUCUGUAGGUAUAUCUAUACCAUUAUAUAUGACUACUUCAAAAGUCAAUGCUAUUGGGACGUUGUGCCUUACCACUUCAGGAGUCUUUUCCUAUUUUCAUGAGAGGCUGUAAUUAUGCUUUCAAACACCUUUUGGUCUAUAUACUCUUUUGAAUAAUAAUGUUAUACCUUAUUGUUUUUACUACAUACUGUACAGUGCAGUAAAAAAAAUGCCAAUGGUUUGUAGACAAUCUUAACCCUCAGAGCUUGAGCUGCCUCAAACGUGACAAAACCAAAACAUUUUGUAUUUAUUCACUAAAAAAAUGUCUUUACAAAAAAAUUAAUUGUAUCUAGAUUUUUAUUUUGUUAAUGAUAUACUCUAUAUACAUGUACCAUAAGUGCAUAUUUUAUUGUAGACUAUGGCCCGUAUUCUGAAGUCGGGUUUAACUUAAACUCAGGAUUAAAGUUGUGGCUUAAGUAUGGAAAGCCAAAAACAUCAAUUUUUUUUUAUUAAGUUGUAUUUUUCGUAUGUUUACUGUGCUGUUUCCUGAUUCAUCGAUGGUGAAGACAAUAAUCUUUUUAUACUUCCUAGACAAUUAUGAAUGAUUUGAGAGCCUAAUGUGCUGAAGUAUGAUAUCUCUACUGUUAGUGAUUUAUGUUACAAUUGGCUAUCCAUACUUAAACCACAACUUUAAACCUGAGUUUUAGUUAAACCCGACUUCAGAAUACGGGCCAUUGCAUUCAAAUUGCUUCAUUGUUUUUUUUCAUUGUUGACAGUAUUACUAUUUUCAAUUUUACAGGUUUUUAAGAUGAAACAAUAAACAUAAGCUAAUGUGAUAUUAUAGCAUUUAUUUAAUGUUCUACUUGUUUAAUUCAAUUCAAAUAAAAAGAAAAUAUUUUGUUUUACCUAGCAAUGUUUUUCUUCAGUAGCAAACUGAAUUGUGUAUGUUUUACAAUGCUAUACUUCAUGUGAUCAAAGGUCGGUUGCACAAAACAUUAAUUUGAAGGCAACUUUGGGGAAAUUAAACCCAACUUGUCUUUCAGCCAAUCAGAGUUGCUCAUAACGAACUUAUGAUUGACACAGGUUUUAUGCAACUAGCACUUGAUAUGAGGAUUCAAGUAAUCCAAGAAAAAUCAAAGGGCCAGAAGGUAAUAAGUCAUUGGGUGAUGAUAUGAACUUAUGCCCUUGUGUCUCUAAAAAGCUGGUGCCAGAUCAUUUUUUGUCAUCAAAAUUCCUCGUCAAAGUAUUAUGUCCUUGAUCAGUUGUUAGACAUUUUGCUAUAUUCCACGAUUUUGUGUUAUUUGCACUGCAAAUGUUUUUAAUGCUUUAAAAGUUAAAUUCAUCACUUGGCUGUGUAAUUUUGAGGCUGUGAACAUAGAGUUGUAAUAAAUUAUGUUUAUAGUAUAUUAAUACCAAA